This is a messenger RNA of Elgaria multicarinata webbii, 1223 nucleotides long. It is a transcript of the gene INKA2, whose product is annotated as inka box actin regulator 2. Gene Ontology annotation, molecular function: protein serine/threonine kinase inhibitor activity; protein kinase binding. Gene Ontology annotation, cellular component: nucleus. The transcript has 2 exons. The coding region runs from base 5 to 1114 and encodes 369 amino acids. The record is from RefSeq and is a predicted model, not a curated record. NCBI's taxonomy places the organism in Eukaryota, Metazoa, Chordata, Lepidosauria, Squamata, Anguidae.
CCGCAUGGACUUGCAAGUGAGGAUGGAAAAGAAAAGCAUGGAUCAUUACCUCCGCCGUCUGAAGCAGGAGUUGUUAUCCAUGAAGGAGGUCGGAGACGGGCUGCAUGAACAGAUGAACUGCAUGAUGGGUGCUCUGCAAGAGCUGAAACUGCUCCAGGUCCAGACAGCUUUGGAACAGCUGGAGAUUUCUAGCCACUCCAACCAGGUUUCAGGAAUUGGCCAGCCUCAGUAUUGUCAAAACAAUCAAGAGGUGCCAAGGGCAAGGUGGGAGGCCAGCAGGCAGACUGGGAAACUGCUGGGAAAGAGUCACUGGGACGGCUGCGGUUCUUCGGCCUUUUUGCGCUCGACUCCGGUGCCGCAGCCCACCAGCCCGCUUUACCAUGUCACUUUGCCAGACAGUAGCCACGGGCACAUCGCUUCCUCCCUUAACAGCAUAAGCAGUGAGGACGACUACCGUGCCAGUGGUCCUUCAUCAACCGUGAGCACAGCAGAGUACCAUUCGCCCAGGACGUGUGAGUCAUCCAGCGAGCGCAGAAGCUGGUAUUCCCAAGACACAAGCAGCUUGUCUGAGAGCAAAUCGGGUUGCGGAGAAUGUCAGCUCUCUGACGAGCCUAACGACUGGACUUCCUCACUGAUGUCUCAAAGCAGGAAUCGGCAGCCUCUGGUCCUAGGUGACAACAUCUUUGCCGAUUUGGUUGGGAACUGGUUGGAUUUGCCUGAGAUAGAGAAAAAAGGAGAGAAGAAUGAGACGUCCCUGUCAAGCAGCAAGUCCCAGGAGUUCUACAGGAAGUUCUCCCUCACGGCCAAUAUCUUCAAGAAGUUCUUAAGGAGCGUCCGGCCAGAUCGAGACAGGUUGCUCAAGGAGAAGCCGUGCUGGCUACCGACGGAAGACAAAGAGGCAGAAAUCUUAAAGAGGCCCAAAAAAGUAAACAAACAAAAGGGGACCUUUUACUUCCCAGUCCACGGGAACAUACCAAACUCUCACGACAAAACAGAGAGGUUCCAAAAGAAGGAAGCGAGCAAGACCAAGGCCAAACAUUGUGCCAAGACGAUCCAAAGCACAAUAGACCACGCUCCGUCGGGGUUUGAUUUUAACACAGCUGUAUGGGUCUGAACUUCACGUCUGGUCACCUCCUUGGCCUAAAGGGUUCCAUCCCAAAUCAGAGAUGAAUCAGGGGGAGAAAGAGGAAAGAGAGAGAUGCCAGACAUGGGAUAGGUUGAAG